AUGUCUCAACCCAACCCGUCUGGCGCACCAGCGUCGGACACAUCCUUCCGCAAAACCUGGGACCGCGAAGAAUACGCCAAGAAAGCCGCCGACGAAGAAGCCAAGCGAAAAGCAGAGGGCAAAGCACGCUACGAAGCGAAGCUACUGGGCAAGAAAUACCAUGCACCGGUAGACUACAGCACACUGGAAGCGACAACAGCCCGCAAGCAGCGGCUGGAUGUUGCGUCGAUGGUGGGCAAGACGACGAUUGUGCCGGCGGGCUCGGCGCUGGGCAAGCGCGGGCGCGGCGCCGGGUUCUAUUGCUCCGAAUGCGACCUCACGUUCAAGGACAACCUGCAACUGGUUGAGCACCUCAACAGCAAGCAGCACUUGAUUGCUACGGGCCAGAGUGGGGAGGUUGUACGGGCUGGGGUCGAGGAGGUGCGGAUGCGGCUGCGGAUGCUGGCUCAUCGGAAGCGCGUGCGCGACGAGGAGGAGCGCAAGGCGUGGCAGCUGGAUUUGGGCGAGCGCCUGAAGGAACGGGAGGAGUUGGAUGCUAAGGAGCGCGAGGAGCGGAGGCGCAAGCGGAAUGAGAAGCGUCGGAAAGGUGGCGAGGGUGGCGUCAAGCAGGAGGAUGACAGCUGGGAAGGUCGUUUAGGGAUCAUCGCCUGA
Molecule: messenger RNA, 651 nt
Organism: Penicillium alfredii
Lineage: Eukaryota; Fungi; Ascomycota; Eurotiomycetes; Eurotiales; Aspergillaceae
Product: U4/U6-U5 snRNP complex subunit SNU23
Exons: 1
Coding region: 1-651 (216 amino acids)
Biological process (GO): mRNA splicing, via spliceosome
Cellular component (GO): spliceosomal complex; U4/U6 x U5 tri-snRNP complex
Source: RefSeq, a predicted model, not a curated record